Molecule: messenger RNA, 2581 nt
Organism: Synchiropus splendidus (mandarinfish)
Lineage: Eukaryota; Metazoa; Chordata; Actinopteri; Syngnathiformes; Callionymidae
Gene: ddx1
Product: DEAD (Asp-Glu-Ala-Asp) box helicase 1
Exons: 26
Coding region: 53-2275 (740 amino acids)
Molecular function (GO): protein binding; nucleic acid binding; RNA helicase activity
Source: RefSeq, a predicted model, not a curated record
AGGAGUAACACACCCAGUCGGCUUGUCACAUCCGGUUGCAUUCGUAGCCGUCAUGGCAGCGUUUUCUGAAAUGGGUGUUAUGCCCGAAAUUGCUCAGGCGGUUGAGGAAAUGGACUGGCUGCUUCCGACAGACAUUCAAGCAGAAUCCAUUCCCCUGAUUCUUGGUGGGGGAGACGUACUCAUGGCUGCUGAAACUGGAAGUGGUAAAACAGGAGCCUUCAGUAUUCCUGUGAUCCAGAUUGUGUAUGAAACACUAAGUGACCAAAAGGAGGGUAAAAAGGGCAGAGCUUCCAUCAAAACAGGAGGAGCAAUCUUCAACACUUGGCAGAUGAAUCCAUAUGACCGCAGUCCAGCGUUUGCGAUCGGUCCUGAUGGAUUGUGCUGUCAAAGCAGAGAGUUCAAAGAGUGGCACGGCUGCCGGUCGACUAAGGGAGUCACCAAAGGGAAGUACUAUUAUGAAGUGAGCUGUCAUGACCAAGGACUCUGUCGUGUUGGUUGGUCCACACUCCAGGCAGCACUUGACUUGGGAACGGAUAAGUUUGGAUUUGGGUUUGGUGGAACUGGAAAGAAGUCCAACAAUAAGCAGUUUGACAGCUACGGCGAGGAAUUUACAAUGCACGAUACGAUCGGCUGCUAUCUGGACCUUGACAAGAGCCAGAUUUCCUUCUCAAAGAAUGGAAUUGAUUUGGGUUUGGCAUUUGAGAUUCCACAACAACUGAAGAAUCAGGCUUUCUUUGCCUCCUGUGUGCUGAAGAAUGCCGAGCUGAAGUUUAACUUUGGAGGAACAGAAUUUAAACAUCCUCCUAAAACUGGAUUUGUUGCCCUGGAUAAAAGUCCUGAUGGUCAUGCGGUCAAAUCGUCUCAAACUGGCAGUGCCAAAGUCAGUCAAGUGAAGGCAACGUCCAACUCGCCCAAAGCUCUGAUCAUCGAGCCGUCGAAGGAGCUGGCAGAGCAGACUCUCAACAAUGUGACGAAUUUUAAGAAAUAUGUGGAUAAUCCUAAACUCAGGGAGCUGCUAGUGAUCGGUGGAGUAGCUGCUAAGGAGCAAAUGGCAGCACUUGAGCAAGGGGUCGACAUUGUGGUGGGAACUCCUGGCAGGCUGGACGACCUUAUAUCUACCGGCAAGAUCAGUCUGUCUCAAGUUCGCUUUCUAGUCCUGGAUGAGUGUGAUGGUCUCCUGUCAGCAGGCUACACAGACUUCAUUAACAGGAUCCAUAACCAAAUCCCACAGGUUACUUCAGAUGGCAAAAGACUGCAGGUGAUCGUGUGCUCAGCCACCCUGCACUCCUUCGAUGUGAAGAAACUGUCCGAGCGCAUCAUGCACUUCCCAACCUGGGUGGACUUGAAAGGUGAGGACUCUGUUCCCGAGACAGUCCACCAUGUGGUGGUGCCUGUCAACCCAAAGAAGGACCGUCUGUGGGAGAGUCUCGGAAAGAACAGCAUCACUACAGAUGAAGUUCAUGCCAAAGACAACACCAGACCAGGUGCCAAUAGUUCAGAAAUGUGGUCUGAGGCUAUCAAGAAGUUGAAGGGUGAAUACACAGUGAGAGCCAUCAAGGAGCACAAAAUGGACCAGGCCAUUAUUUUCUGCCGCACAAAGAUCGACUGCGACAACAUGGAGCAGUACUUUAUCCAGCAAGGAGGAGGUCCAAACAGCAAGAACCACCAGUUCUCCUGCGUUUGUCUCCAUGGUGAUCGCAAACCCCAAGAACGGAAGAGCAACUUGGAUCGCUUCAAGAGGAAAGAAGUCAGACUUCUGAUCUGUACGGACGUUGCUGCCAGAGGAAUCGACAUUCACGGAGUUCCAUACGUGAUCAACGUGACCUUGCCAGAUGAGAAGCAGAACUACGUCCAUCGUAUUGGGCGAGUGGGAAGAGCAGAAAGAAUGGGUUUGGCCAUCUCCUUGGUUGCAAUGGAGAAAGAGAAGGUGUGGUAUCAUGUUUGUCCAAACCGAGGUCGAGGCUGCUACAACACUCGGCUGAAGGAAGAUGGAGGCUGCACCAUCUGGUACAAUGAGAAAGAGCUUCUAUCUGGCAUAGAGGAACAUUUGAAGUGCACCAUUACCCAGUGUGAGCCAGAUAUUAAAGUACCUGUGGAUGAGUUUGACGGAAAGGUCACGUACGGCCAGAGGAGGGCGCAAGGAGGGGGAAACUACAAAGGUCACGUAGAUGUCCUGGCCCCAACAGUCCAUGAGCUGGCCAACCUGGAGAGAGAAGCCCAGAGCUCCUUCCUUCAUCUGGGAUACAUGCCCAACCAGCUUUUCAGAGCCUUCUGAACCGAUCAUCCGAAUUAAAAAGCAGAAUGCUAAACAUGAUCGAGCAGUAGCCCUCAGUUUAAAUGUUUUUAUUUCGCCCCUAGGGCAUUAAAUUGUUAUGCAGAAGAUCCUUGAGUUCAACUUUAAAGUUGUUGUUAAGAAGGGUUUUGGUUGUGGAUUUAUUUUGACCACGUUAUGCAGAUGGUUUAAUCCGUAUCAGAAUCUACAGUGUGACGCACUUGAAAUAGUAAAGUGGUCCUAAAAAUAAUGCGCUGAUAAGCUGCUCUGUUGGUAUUUAAAUUGUUUUCUGAUUUCUGAAAUAAAUUG